Messenger RNA from Amaranthus tricolor (Joseph's coat), 4024 nucleotides. Its product is annotated as protein FAR1-RELATED SEQUENCE 5-like. The transcript has 3 exons. The record is from RefSeq and is a predicted model, not a curated record. Bases 3212 to 3868 code for a protein of 218 amino acids. NCBI's taxonomy places the organism in Eukaryota, Viridiplantae, Streptophyta, Magnoliopsida, Caryophyllales, Amaranthaceae.
UAAUUGCAUGAUAAUUUUCGAUUUUUGAGGUUUUUUCUGUUCUCAUUGAAUUACAUGUUUAAUUGCAUCAAUCACCAAGUUAUUGAAUUGCAUGUUAAUUACAUGAUAAUAUUCGAUUUUUGAGGUUUGUUUUGUUCUCAUUUAAUUGCAUGUUUAAUUGCAUCAAUUAUUGAUUUGAUUGGAUUUACUUCUUUGAUAUUUUUUUAAUUGAAUCAAUAAUUUAGGUUUGAUUAAUUUGAUAGACAUUAAAAAUAUGCAAUCAAAUUUAAAAUGAGCAAAUAAAUUGAAAAUGAGCAAUUCCAAAAAAAAAUGAGCAAAUAUAAAAAUGAGCAAAUGAGCAAAAUAAGUUGGUAAUGGUGGUUGUGGUGGUGAUAGUGGUGGUGGUAGGGUGCAGGGGCAAGGAUAGGGGCGGAGGAAGAAGAGAGAGUUUGGUGGUGGUGGUGAUUGUACUGUGUAAGGAAGAGGGUGAGAAAUGGCAUUCAGCUCAUUAUCAUAAGUUGCAGAAACAGUGAAAGAGGUAGCUGUAGCUAAUGCUAAUGGUAAUGCUAGGAUUAGAAGAGAGAGAGUGCCCAUAUUAUUGUGCAGAAAAAAGAGUAGACAGAAAGAAAGUGGAGGGAAGUGAUGGGAAGGCUUAUGUAGCUGCUUCGUGGCAGGUGAAAGACUACUAGGAGCGUUGCAUUAGUGAAGCGAAGGCAGUCCUUUGGGGACUUCAGCUUGCUGCAGAUUUUAGCUACUGACAGGUCACAGUACAAAGUGAUUUCAUUUAAGGAGCAUUCAUGAUUGAUUGCAGAUACAACAGUAUGCAAAAUCAAUUUCUCCUGCAUCUGCUUGGUUUAUAAUUGACUUUUUAUAUAAAAUUGAUCAUUCGAUGUAAAUUUGGUUCUAUAGAUAUGCUUUAUGCUUGAUGUUUCUGCGUUAUACUGUGUUAUUUUGACAAGUAAUAUCAUAUAUAGGCUCAUUUAGCAAAUAAGAAAAUAAUUAGUUGCUCAUUUGUCAAAUGAGCAAAUACUUAGUUGCUAAUUUCACAAAUGAGCAUUGAGUUAUUUUCUCAUUUGACAAAUGAGCAUUCAAUUAUUUGCUCAUUUGACAAAAGAUCAAAGAAUUGUUUGCUUAUUUCACAAAUGAGCAUUGAGUUCCUUGGUCUGCUUGCCUGUGCACAAGCUCUACCCCCUUCUUCUUGGUCUGUUUCCUGCACACCAACCAAAAUCCCUUCUUCCACUUCCCUAUACAAACCUAUCCCCCCUGCCCCUUCAUCUUUCUGCUUGCAGUUCUGAUUUCAGAAAUUGUUGUGUGUGUGUAUCUCUGUGUGUGUGUGAGUGAGUGAAUGUAAGAGUGUAUGUAUAAGUGUGUGUGUUUGCUUCUGGCCGUGUACAUUCUUAUUUAAGAAUCUGAUUUCAGUUGUAAUUAUUGAGAGUCUGUGUGUAAGUGUGUUUAAGGGGGUGCAUAUUCACUUGUUACUAUUUUGUGGGAAUGUUAAUGACUUGUUAUAUCUAUUAUAUUUAAUGACAUAAAUGAUGAGGAAUAAUGAACUUCUUGACAGUCAUUCUAGUACCAUCACAAAUGUGCCAACUACUCCUACAAUAGUAGUUUCUCCUAAAGUAGCACCUUUGCUCACUCCUGGAGGAACAAAAGAAUGGCUUCCAAUAUGCCCCAAUGAGUUGAAACCAACUAUAGGGAUGAAGUUUAAUAAUCUUGAAAUGGGCCUUGAAUUUUAUAAAAGUUACGCAUUUUCUGCUGGAUUCAACAAAAGAAAGUCUACAACUAAAAGACAAAGAAGAAGCAAAGAAUUAAAUCACAGUAUAUCUUAUGCAAUAAGGAAGGAUACAAAGAGAAAAGAAAGGCUAUUGUUGAAAAAGAUUUAAAUAACAAGGAAGGAAAAAGCAAUGAGAAAAAGCUUUAAUCAAAAGGAAGAGACUCGUUACUCGUAUUGGGUGCAAGGCACAUAUUGUUAUAAAGCAUUGUGAUGAUAACAAACUCAUAGUGUCACAAUUUCAUGAGGGACAUACUCAUCUACUAUAUACACCUAGUUGCAAUCUCUUCCAAAAAGAAGGAAGGAAAAUGAACAUAUUGCACAAAAAAAUAAUUGUGAAUAAUUCUAAGGUGAAUAUUGGUCCCGUUACAUUUUUUCGACUGAUGAAGGAAAUUGUUGGAGGAUAUGAUAACAUUGGUGCAUCUAAGCAAGAUUUCAAAAAAUUUCGUAGAGAUUUAAAAGCAUACAUUCAAGGAAGUGAUGCUGAAAUGUUCGUGGAUAAUUUUACCAACAAAAAGCUAAUGUGGAGUGUUUUUUUCUUUGAUUUUGAGAUGGAUGAAGAUUAUUGCCUUUGUAGAGCAUUGUGGGCAGACCCCCUUUGUAAAAAGAGUUAUGCUCUAUUUGGUGAUAUGGUAUCCUUUGAUACCACAUACAAACCAAUAGUUUACAGUGGUUGACCAUCAUAAGAGCUGCAUUACUUUUGCUGCUGGUUUCAUAGCAAAGGAAGAUAUUGUGUCAUUUGAGUGGCUGUUCAGAUCAUUUCUCAAGGCAAUGGGUGGGAAUAGACCUAAUUGUAUGAUCACGGAUUAGGAUCCAACAAUGAAAAUUGCUGUUAAAAGGCACAUAAUGAAAAAGUUAUCAGAUAAGGUGGAGAAAUCAAUCAUGCAAGAAGAAACUGGUUUCCUAAAAAGAAUAUGUGCUUGCGUUUGGCAUCUUGAAAUUGAACUCUCUGAGUUUGAAGAAAGGUGGAACAAGGUGAUGGUUGAAUACCACUUGGAAGAACAUGAGUGGUUAGGUUAUAUGUACAAGAUAAGGGACAAGUGGAUUCCGGCGUAUUUCAGAGAUGUGUUCCUUAGAGGAAUAUUGCGUACAACAUCAAGAUCUGAAAGUGAAAACAACUUUUUUUCUCUCCUUUAUCAAUCCUCAUGUGUCACUUGUUGAGUUUUACUUGAGAUAUGAAGCUGUAAUUGACGCCCAAAGACACACUUAAGGUCAGAAUAAUAAUGAUUCAAAGCACAAAUAUCCUGAGUGCAAAACACCACUAGGGAUAGAAAAGCAUGCCUCACAUUUAUAUACUAACUCCGUCUUUUAUGAAUUUCAAUAUGAGGUUGAAAUUGCUUGUUUUUCUUGUGGUGUUGAUGAAUUAAAGAAAGAAAAUGGUUUGGAAGUUGCAAAAGUAAGUGAAGGAAAUCGGAUUAGAACAUUUGAUGUUGUGUUUAAUCCAACUAAUUAUGACACCACAUGUUCUUGCAAGCUAUUAAUAGACAAGGAAUUCCAUAUAGACAUAUGAUUUGGGUUUGGAAAGCAAAAAGGUUUGAAACCAUCCCUGAGCAGUAUAUGCUACACAGAUGGACUACUAUGGCACUGAAGAAACCAAUUUUUGACUUGGGUGGAAACCUGGUGGAGCAAUGUGCUAAUUUAAUUCACAAGAAAAAAUUGUUAAAUGAUUUAUGGUCAGAAAUACACAUUUGUGUAAGUUUGGCAGAAGACAAAGAUGAAGAUAUUCAAGACCUUGUUAUAAGCCUUCAAGGAAUAAGAAAGGAUUUGGAGGCUAAGAGGAUUGCAAGAAAUAAUGAAACAACAGUUGGAAGUGCAAGCAACAAAGGACAAGACAUUGAGCUAUUGAUUGGAGCUAGUGUGCCAACUGAAAUAAUUGUCAAACCUCCAAAAAUUUCAAAAAAUAAAGGGAUUGGAUUUUAUGUAUCAAAUGAAGAGAAUUCAAAAAAUAAAGGGGCUGAGAUUGAUGUGCCAAAUGCUGAAACAAGAGGUAGAAGUGCAAAAAGGCUGAAGGGAGAAAAAGAAAAGGUUGUAGAACAAAACCAGAAAAAGAAGAGAUUAUGUAGAAGUUGUGGUGAAUUGAGUCAUCAUGAUAUUAGAAAUUGUCCAGAAAAAGUGUAAUGAUAACUUUAUAUAAAUAUAAGAUUUAAUAUUUUUAUAUAAAUUCCUAAUUGUAGGCCGUACUUGUUAUUUCUUUAUUUGUUUUCUAUUCUUGUCAUUGUGUGCAUAUGUUUGUCACUUUGUCAGUAUUCUAUAAGACUGACAGACUUUGUAGGG